This is a messenger RNA of Mesocestoides corti, 2466 nucleotides long. Lineage: Eukaryota; Metazoa; Platyhelminthes; Cestoda; Cyclophyllidea; Mesocestoididae. The record is from the annotation of a GenBank genome assembly.
AUGAUUCAGCCGCUUGAUUCUAAUUCAAUCGAUGAUACUUACCAGCACACGUCACUCGGCUGCCAUCUUCCAAGGACACAUAUGUGUCGGUGUGGAGUGCAGUGUUGCAAAUCGAAAAAGGUUGCUAAUCUUUCUCCACGCCUCCAAUCACUCCAGAGCUUCUUUAACAGAAACCGUCACGCCGCUGACAUUUGGAAGACCACUAUGUUGCGCAAGGCUAGAGUUGGUUCGGCCACUGACUUUCAAUGUGGUGAACAAAACUUAUCAACGUUUGCAUCUGGCAAUGGAGAGCAUGCCACAGCAGCCCUACAGGCCCAUUUCCUCGGCGUUGAAGCAGAUUUUUUGGACAGCAAGCUGGGCGAUUCUAGCCGUCAAGGCUAUCCCCCCAGUCCAUACAAAAAAGUCUCAGCUCGCGAUUUGAACACAUUUUCUGCUGUGAAACAAUAUAAAAGUGCCAAUCUAGGACACGGCAUCCAACUUGAGUCGGUAUCCUCGACUGACAACCCAACUCUGGAAGCCCCGGAUAUACUCCUCGUUAUACGAGAAACUGUCACGAAACUUACCAACGAUAUCAUCGAUGUGGACGAGGAGCUAUCGAAAAAGAAUUUCGGUCCGUGUUUCUCAAUUGUGGAACACCUACGAGUGCUGCCAAACAUGCUGCUUUCACUUAUUGACCACCUGCAUUACACUCACCAAGAGUUUGAAUAUCCAUUGACUGUGGUAUUUCAGCGUUUGAAAGUUGGACACGUCGUUCGGCAGUACUUUCACAUCCCAACACGCGCUGAUGUCAUCAUCACUCCCUACAACAAGGACAGACAACUGGUUCGACUGGAAGAAGAGUGCUGUUGUGUUGUGAAUCUGCUUCACCCUAACGAUCCGCGGGCCCAGUAUUGUCCGCCGAACCACCGAACCAUAGAAGUGCUUUACGAUGAGGAGCACGGCCGCUUCGAGACAUUUUGUCAUCGACUCAAUCGCAUCCUCGCAUCCCGACGCUGCACAGCACGACUCGUAACCACCAUCCUGCGCCACUUCAACGGGCACGAAGUUGCCAUGACAGCAGAACGCGCCGCCGACCUCUUGAACCCCAACCAUCGACCACGCUAUGAAGACGUUCGUGCCUUUGUCGUGUCAGGAAGUCGGGCCUACUCCAAGAAAGGGCGAUCAAAGGCGGCAGUCGGCAGAUGCGCAACCUCAAACCCGUCAGCUGUUACGGAGACGACAACAAUUGGCAGAUCACCGCUCGGUGCCACAAUAUCAACACGGAACUCCGACCUAAAGAGCACAUUUACAGUCAAUAUCAACGUUCAUCGAACCAGAGGCAGCCACAGUGCUGACAAAACUGAAACCGGAGAACCGAGUAAAAACAAAAGCGAAAACAGGGACUUGCCCUUGGAGAAGCAAGCCGUAGCGCAUCCCAAUGCAAACAAAAACGUCUGCCAUCAAAAAGCGCCUCAAAGUGUCAAUCAAAAUCCGACCAAAAAACCUCGGACACCUGAUGCAGCCUUGCAGAAGAUUGAUACAUUUAUCGACCAAGACGUUCCGGACGUGUAUCACGACAAUAUGGGAAAACCAAACAAUAUCAGUUCAUUCUGCGACAGUUCUUGUGAAUCUGCAGAUGAGCGGUCUCAAAAAAUAACAUCACAGUGCAGAGUACAUAUAAAAGAAAUUCACGAGCUCAUGGUUUGUCUUUUUGAACGACUAAGCGACGCAAUAGACAUGAUACCGAACAAGGAUUUUAGUGUUUGCACAGAAAUCUUGGAUGUCAUGAAGCUAUUUCAGGAGACUUUUGUGAAUUUAAUAAAUUGUUUGCGAUACAGUCCAUACGAACAGGAUUUGAUGGCCCUAAAUGAAGGCCUGGUUCGGCUGCUAGCGGAAUUGGAAGUUCAACCUGCCUUUGUCCUGGUGCGGAUGAUUGAAUUCGGAUACUUCCUGCAUGAAAUCGGACGACACGUUAAGGAAGACUUUCUACCAACGUCUUUUGUUCUAAUUAUCCACGCGCUUCAAACUAGGUUAUUUCGUCUUCAUGCCGGUCGUGUGGUUCGUCAAAUAUUUUUCGUACCGGCUGCCUAUGAUCCGAUUGUGAGCACAUAUUACAAGAGUCGCCAAAUCCUGCGAAUUGAGAAUUUCUGCCACUGCAAGAUCGUCCUUCUUCCGCCGGACGAUCCUCGAGCACUCCAUUGUCCGCUGAACUGGCGCUGCCUUGAGGUGAACUUUGAUGAGCAGAAGGGCCGCUAUUUGGCGUUCAAAAAACUGCUCCACGAGACCUGCCCAGUGCCUGCCAAACCAGUUAUCUCAAUAGCUACAGUCUUUCGACGUGUCAACGGGUCGGAAGCCGACAUGUCUCCAGCUGAACUAUGCCAAUUCGAGGCAACAACUCCACGAAUGAGCGUCCAGUCUUUGGUAACUGACAUACAUACGAAACCGAGUCUCGCAUCUGCUCCACAGCUUCGACUGCAGGAAAAGUAG